This is a messenger RNA of Aspergillus ibericus CBS 121593, 922 nucleotides long. RefSeq names its product putative intracellular protein transport protein (UsoA). Gene Ontology annotation, cellular component: ER to Golgi transport vesicle membrane; Golgi stack; endoplasmic reticulum. NCBI's taxonomy places the organism in Eukaryota, Fungi, Ascomycota, Eurotiomycetes, Eurotiales, Aspergillaceae. Gene Ontology annotation, biological process: intracellular protein transport; transcytosis; endoplasmic reticulum to Golgi vesicle-mediated transport. The record is from RefSeq and is a predicted model, not a curated record. The transcript has 2 exons. Bases 89 to 742 code for a protein of 217 amino acids.
CGGAUUGAAGCGACAAGACAAUAUCACUGCGCUCCUCGACCUCCUAGAGAAUCGAGACUUCUAUUCUCGCUUGUAUUCUUUACAGUUGAUGUUCCAAAUCUCGAGUGCACGACCAGAAAGAACGCAGGAAUGUAUUCUCACUGCCCCGCUGGGUAUCCCAAGGCUAGUCAGUGCGCUGGGAGAUGCUCGAGAGCCGGUGCGCAAUGAAGCCUUGAUCCUCCUUAUCGCUCUGACUCCGGCCUCGGAAGAGUUCCAAAAGCUCGUCGCCUUUGAGAAUGCGUUUGAACUCAUCUUCACCUUGAUAGAGGCAGAAGGCGCUUUGAGACACGGGUCGGAGGUGGUUGAAGACUGCCUUUCCUUACUUGCAAACCUCCUGAGGCUUAACAUCUCUAACCAGUCAUACUUCCGGGAGAUGGGUUGCGUGAAGCGGUUAGCGAAGCUUCUGACAGAUGCCAAUCAAGAACAGGAGUCUGAGGAGCCCACUCCGCAGUGGGCUCUCGCACAUCGUGAUAAGAAUCUCUGGGGUCUCUUAGUUAUCAUCCAGCUUUUCCUCAUCAAAGGUGGAAUCAACACCCCUGCCAAUCAGAUGGCAUUCUGGAACAAUGGUGUUAUGGAACAAGUUCUAAACACGGCCUUUGGUCAAAGGUUCAAUGUCAAUGUUACAUCCAAAGUAGGUGACAUUGAGCAAUACCGUGGAACUACAGCUGACCAGUUCAGGCACUGGCGACCUGUGCCGACCUGAUUCGUGGAAAUAAACCACUGCAAGAGAGAUUCGGUGACGUCGAAGUCAUCUGGGGCCCAAAUCCUGUCCAGAAUGCAGCCAACGGCGACACGGCACCUAAGGACCUCCAUCGGAUAAACGUGAUCGAAGCACUACUGAAGCUUACACUUGAGCCUGCCCCGGUAUCACUCCUGGAUGCCC